CAUACUUCAAUAUAAUACACCGAACUCAUAUUUAUGCACAUCUUACUUUUCAUCCAACGUCGUCAAUAUUGGCCACCUCUAACAUCCAGCUCUAAUAAUCAAAAUGGUACUGUAUUUUUAAAUCCACCUUCUCCUCAGCCCCAAUUUCGCCAAUUGCGUCCCAUUAUUAAAGUCUAGAGAUUAAUCUCGAACCUCAUCAAACAUCAACAAUUCAAGCUUUCAAAAACGAUGGUGCUCACAAGCUUCGACGGUACUGGGGUCGGAUUUGGUUUUGGAGUUGGUUGCGGUUUCGGCGUAGGAUGGGGUUUCGGAGAACUAAAAAAAUUCUCCCUCGAAAUCAAGACGAAUCCCCAUUGGUUUGGUGUAUUAAAGAGGAUUCUUGUGUCUGUAAAAAAUAAAAGAGUAUCUUAUUAUCAGCUGACUCAUUUAAUUGAAGGUGGAGGCUGUGGAAUUGGGCUAGGCCUUGGAUGGGACUCUGGCACAGCAUUUGGUAGUCAAUAUCGGUCCGAUAGAUUCACAUUCCAAGGCAUGGAAUUUAAAAGGAAAGGUCAAGGUGAAGGUAGAGAGUCGGGUAUCUCAAAAAGCUCUCCCAAUCUUCAUGCUUCUCAGUAGUUUCUACUUGGACCUUCUCUCCUCUUUGCAAGCUUGCAAUGCAUUUCGACCGUGUGAGUUAGACAUAAGUGCAGUGGUUGGUGCCUUCUCUGUUUGAUACGUAAG
Molecule: messenger RNA, 717 nt
Organism: Cornus florida
Lineage: Eukaryota; Viridiplantae; Streptophyta; Magnoliopsida; Cornales; Cornaceae
Product: protein TRIGALACTOSYLDIACYLGLYCEROL 5, chloroplastic-like
Exons: 6
Coding region: 229-612 (127 amino acids)
Source: RefSeq, a predicted model, not a curated record